CCAAGGAUAUGCAGGUUUGCUUAGAUUUCAAAUCCAGUCUUUUUCUCAUACAUGCGCUGGUCUUGUGACAACUCUCAGUACGAGGACAAUUGUAUUUGGUGCAACAAAUCCAAAGGGACAUUAUGAUCCCGAUCAAUCUCUAUCUGUUAAUACAACACUCUCUGGUCCCUUAUUAAGCAGAUUUGAUAUAGUCCUUGUCCUUCUGGACACAAAAAAUCCUGAAUGGGAUGGGGUUGUGUCAUCUCACAUUCUUUCCAAGGGAGAACCUGAAAAAGAUGGGAGCAAAGAAGACUUAUCAAACAUCUGGCCAUUUCACAUGCUUCGAAGGUAUAUUCACUACGUAAAAGAAAAUUUCAGACCAGUCCUCACAAAGGAUGCUGAAUCAGUUAUCUCGAGUUAUUAUCAGCUCCAAAGAAGAUCUGCAACUCAGAAUGCAGCUAGGACAACCGUGCGCAUGCUUGAAAGUUUGAUACGCCUAGCUCAGGCGCAUGCAAGAUUAAUGUUCAGAAAUGAGGUCACUCGCUUAGAUGCUAUUACAGCCAUUCUGUGCAUUGAAUCAUCCAUGACUACCUCUGCAAUUGUAGACAGUGUCGGGAACGCUCUGCACUCAAAUUUCACUGAAAACCCAGACCUGGAAUAUACCAAGCAAGAGAGAUUGAUCCUGGAAAAGCUAUCAUUCGAUGAAGUCUCUUAGGAAGUGCAGACAGAAGGAUUGUUGCAGUGACAUUGU
Morus notabilis is the source of this 730-nucleotide messenger RNA. RefSeq names its product probable DNA helicase MCM9. The record is from RefSeq and is a predicted model, not a curated record. The transcript is spliced from 9 exons. Gene Ontology annotation, cellular component: nucleus; MCM complex. Gene Ontology annotation, molecular function: ATP binding; single-stranded DNA helicase activity; single-stranded DNA binding. Gene Ontology annotation, biological process: double-strand break repair via homologous recombination. The coding region runs from base 317 to 694 and encodes 125 amino acids. NCBI's taxonomy places the organism in Eukaryota, Viridiplantae, Streptophyta, Magnoliopsida, Rosales, Moraceae.